AUGCCUCCUUUGUCAAGAAAGAGACUGUCUAGAAAUGAUGCUAACCGUACGCUAAGAAAUCUGGUGAAAGCAUUAUCAAGUAAAAGCGCACCACGAGAGAGGUCUAUAUCAGAAUUAGCAUCUGAAAUGAUUGGAGAAGCCGAUUACUGGUGGGCAAACAAUAGACCGGGGUUAAUAGAGCAAGCUGAGGGAGACUUUGGUUGGGAUUUGUUCAAAAGGGCUAUGCGAGAGAAAUUUUAUCCGCUGCAUGUUAGAAAGGAUAAAUCGAACGAGUUUGUGCGAUUGGAAAUGGGUAGUAUGACGGUGGAUGAAUAUUAUCACAAAUUUAUGGAAUAUGUCAAGUAUAGUCCUGAUGAUGUACCCACUGAGGAGAAAAAGAUGCAACGUUUCGAGCUAGGUUUAUCUUUUGAUAUUCAAAAACAUAUUGAGAAAGUUUCUGGCCAGGCAUUGGAGAAUAUGUCGGGCUUUUAUCAGAAGAAAGCAAGGAGUUUUGGAAAUUUUCAGGGAGGCGGGUCUAAUUCGAAUUCAGGAAUUAGGAACGACGUGAAGCCUGCUAAGCCAUUAUUGGACCGAGAUGGCAAUGAGAGGAAGUAUUUUUGUAAGAGGUGCAAGAAAAAUCAUCCGGCAAAAGAUUGUGAAGGAAAUCUGAUCGAAUGUAACUUUUGCCACAAAAGGGGGCAUAGAGAGUUUGAAUGCUACAUAAAAAAAGGAGGUAGAAGUCAACAGCCGGGUGGGCAGCACCGGCAAAAGAAUUCAAACAACGCCGGCAGUCAAGUCAGCCGACAGUACGGGAAUGGAAAUCGUGGCAAUGCGGGUCAGAGGUUUCAGCGACCUUUUUAA
Amaranthus tricolor (Joseph's coat) is the source of this 840-nucleotide messenger RNA. RefSeq lists its product as uncharacterized. Bases 1 to 840 code for a protein of 279 amino acids. The transcript is spliced from 3 exons. The record is from RefSeq and is a predicted model, not a curated record. Lineage: Eukaryota; Viridiplantae; Streptophyta; Magnoliopsida; Caryophyllales; Amaranthaceae.